Molecule: messenger RNA, 17977 nt
Organism: Xyrichtys novacula (pearly razorfish)
Lineage: Eukaryota; Metazoa; Chordata; Actinopteri; Labriformes; Labridae
Source: the annotation of a GenBank genome assembly
AUGCUGAAGAAAAACAGGAGCCCCUCCUCCAGGAGAGCUGAAAUCCAGCAUCUGCAUCAAGUCUACGCCUGCGGACAGACCACUCUGCCUGCCUGCGGCCUCCUCAGGUUCCUCCACAAAGAACAGAUGGAGCUCACAGCCAACGAGGAGGUGGUGGAGAGUUUGAUUGAUAGAUAUGAGAUUGAAGAGACGGGUAAGUAAAGGGAAAACUCAUACAACACAUGAGGCUGUUGCACCGAUCAUUACCACAAACUUUGUCACGUUAUUGUCAUUGUUUAGCGAUAGCUGAAGAUAAAGCCCCGGAGGCGCCUAGCUGACAAAAUGAAGAGCUGUCAUCCCAGAGGUUGAAACAACAGAAGGGAAAUGAAAGUGGAAGGCAGUUGGUGUUUGAGUCGUAACUUGAGCUGCAGGCUACUUUACAGCAGCAAAACAUAAAAAAUGAAAACCUUCAAGGAUGUGCUGACGUAAAGGUGGGGUAGGCAGGAAUCCCUUAAAGAAGCAUCUUUUUAUGGUGUAUAUACAAAAAAGCUUUUAAUAUCAGUCAAUAGCUAUUAGUCAUUGAUGACAUUUGGGAAUAUAACGAUAUCGCUGUUUUGUUAUAUCUGUGUGGUCAACAUUUUAUUUUUUUGAGCGGCCCGCUCUUUCUGACUGUAAACAAAGCCGUUCUCUGCCUGCCCAACCUGAUUGGUUGUGAGGCAGACGCUUCACGUCCUCGAAUAACAUUCACGAACCCAAACAGAGUUAGCGUGCUACGAUAUAACACAGUAGAAAGCAACCAGAAAGCACAGAAAAUUGUCUGAAUCCUCCUUUGGCCACGACUGCCAACACAUGCGAGGAAACAAAGAAAAUACUGGAGACUCUGGCGGAAUAACAGACGCUUUAGCAACAGCAUCCCAUUAGCAACAUCAACAACAUAAUACAGUUUUUUAACAGCAGGUAGUGUAACUUUUCUAAGUGGACAAGGAUAACACUAGUAAUGGUGGCUCACUUAAAGUGUUGUGUCUGUGAUAUUGGUUUCAGUCGUGAAUUUUAGGAUUUAACUUGUUUAUGUCUUUAGAGUGUUUUUGCAGCAUUAUACCACAGACUGUCUGAAAUACGGUCAUAGUUUCAGUGACAAUCACUUAUUGGUUUCUUGACCCAAGAAUUCUGGGCUUAAUCUAACUUUUGGUCAACUUAGAAAAGUUCAAACAUGCACACCUGUCAGUCAUCUAAAGCCCGCCCCUAAUCAGGCACAUUUAUGUUUAACUCCAUAGUUAUGAAUUACCAAAAGUUUAAUCCCACCAUGAAGUAUUUAUGAACAAAUAGAUGAGCUUUUUUGCUUUUAUGAAUAACUCAGGAUUUUUUUGGCAGUGAUCAUCUUUCCCUUUGAGCGAGCUUUAACACCUGCCUCUAAAUAAGUUGGAAAGUUCACACACUCUUCUUUGUAAGAGUUUUUUAAGAAGUAGGUCUUACUGGGUCCUCAUGAUACCAAGUAAAUAAAAACAGCAAAUCCAUGCAUAUGGUUUGGAAUCUGUUUGCAAAAUCUGUGCAAAGGCUAAUAUUCUGUGGGUACGGACCUGGGCUCUGGGGGAUUUUGUGUGGACUGAUUUCUGCUUCACUGGAAUAGAUUUGGAGCUGGUCCACGUGGACUUGCUCAUGAAUGUCUUGGUUAAUAAAUCAUUAUGGGAGGCUCCUUGGGGUCUCAUUGAUUUAGGCAAAAAAAGGAUAAGGGAACUGCUGCUGUAAAAUUGAAGUUAGCUGGCCCUGUUGGGUAACUGUGCUCAUGUCAGUAAAUGUUAUUUCUGAACAUAUUUUCACUGAUAUUGAAAAAUCUAAGCCUGCCAAGGCUGAACAUAAUGUGCCACUUUUUUAGCACUAAUGAGAGCAAAUUUAAUUAAUGUGAGGAUGCUAAUGAAGAUGUAAAACAUUGUUACAUGCCUGUAUGCACAUCAUUAAACCUGCCAUGACACGCUGGCUCGAUCGUAGUAUUUAACUCUAUAAGUUAUGUCAUGUGUCUCUCAAGCACAGCUUUUAAUCACUUAGAUAUGCUACCAUUUAAAAACGAGGAGAAUCUUUUACCUGAGGUGGUCGGUGUCAUGCAACCCCUUUUUAGGAAGUUUUAUUUUUUGUGCUUGGUGGCAGAACUAACACUGAUUUCGUCUCACAUUUGCCUCUCCUCUUUUAGCCAGAGAGAGCAGGUCCAUGACAUUUGAAGGAUUCUUGAGGUACAUGGAGUCCAAAGACUGCUGCGUGUUUAACCAGGCUCACGCACGUGUGUACCAAGACAUGGACCAGCCCCUCACCAACUACUUCAUCUCCUCCUCACAUAAUACCUACCUGACUGGAGAUCAGCUGGUGGGAAAAAGCCACCUGGACGCCUAUAUUUGGUAUGAUUGUUUUGUGUUAUAACUUUAUUACAGCACUAAAAGCUCCUGUAAGGAGUUUUCUGAGGAACAUGAAAUAGACUUAAAUUCUCAGACAGGCCUUUGUAUGAUAUAUAAAAGAUAACAAGAUGAUCAGAAACUAGAUUGGUGAUUUUUAAAUAAUUAUUUCAAUUGCCUAAAACUUAUGUGGAAGGGUAGGUGUCAGCCAAGCAGCCGGAGAAACAGUCCUGGUUUUAUAUUUUUCACAUAAAAUAUUCAUAAAAAUUGAAAAAUUUGACAGAAGUCAGAAUGAUGAGAUUUCUUUAUGUCAGGAGAUAGCUUGGAGAAAAUAUAAGCAAAGACUUUUUUGUCCAGAGGGGGCACCAGGAUUGACAUAAAUGGAAAGUUCCUCACAGGAGCUUUAAGCAAUUCCUGUUACCUACACCUCUAGAAAACUGAACAGGCAUGUUUGGGUCACAAUUUGCGAGCUGGACAACAAUGUGUCUGCUGGAUCAUAAUUUCUAUUUUUGGCAUUUUACAAUCUAGAAACAGGUGAUAAGACUAGUUGAAGCACCAUUUAGCCCCCAUAGAAAUCUAAAAGGACUCUCAAUACUCUCUUCUCACUGGAGUCUCUCCUCGAGACCUACAUGUGUGUUAUCUGCAUAUUCUCCUCUCCUCUCAUGUCAAUGGCCCACUCAUGUGCUGAGACAGACAAUGAAAUUGCUGUUGCCCUUUCAUGAGGUAAUGGAGGUGAUUACAAAAGGGGCUGAUGGCAGCAGAAGUGCUGUAUUUAUGGUCCCUGUGAAAGUGCUGAGAGCUCUGGUGGCCUGGUAGAGUGGAAACCUCCAAACCAGCGGCCUGGAAGCCCUAUUUACGACAAUAACAGAAUCAACUCAAGAGGGUGAGGUGGUGGGAAAAGACGGCAGCUUUUGAAAAUUUAACCUCCUCACAGGCCAGCAAGAAAGGAAAAGAGAACGACCAAGUGAGAGCUAGGGGAAAAAGGAGGCAAAUAAAGAUGCACUCUGACUAAACAGGAUUCAACACUGACCAUUCAAAUAUUCUAGCUGUAAUUUUUCAGAAUUUAUUUAAGCAUAAAAUGAUCACCAGAUGGACGGAACACCUACUAGUAACCUACAGUGCUUACGUAUAUAAUUCCUGGUUGAUAUCGUCUCAGGGCCUGUUUCCACCAACAGCAUUUUGUUUGCACUUGCAGCAUCUAUGUUCUGUACAAAACAAUUAAAGUUCAGUGUUUUCAGUGCUCAGCCCCCUAAGUGUAAAAUCCCCCUUAGUAUCAGCUGUUUUGGUUGUUGUACUCACAACACGCUCAGUUAGAACAUCAUUGCAUUCACAGCCCUCAUCAAUCUCAGCCCAGCAUCCAUGACUAACAAAUCAAAAAUCAGUGAGGAUUCUGUUGCAACUUCUGCUGGCAGAAACUUACUGCCCUUGUUUCUUCAAGCGUACAAUUUCUAGGUCAAGAGCUGCUGCUAAUGCUACAGCGGUCAUUGAGAGUGAUGCUGAUUUCUCAGUUAUUUCCAUCAAAUAUUCAUUCUAAAAAGUCCUUGAAUAAAAGCUAAUUAAAAGCAUACAGAGAAUUUUAAUUAUACUUCAUGGUCACUAUGAAGGGGACGUAUUUUGAAACCUAGUGACUGUAAACCCUGAAAAGUGACCUGAAAUUAAACUCAUGAUGCUGUCUGUGCUUAAGUGUCUUUGGUGGACAUAGGCCCUUAAAGGGAUAUUCCAGCGUAAAAUUUGUUUAGGGUCAAACACACCGUAACACCGAGUUAAAAACUCCCUCUAGAAAUGAAUGUUGUCGACCGCUUGCUUCUCUAGUUAUACCAACUUUACUAACGACCACAUGAUAGCAAUACACAGCAGUCUGAGGAGCCAUAAACAAACCUCAACCAAAACGCCACUCUACAGCAUGCUGUGCUGUGCACAGUGCUGUGGCUAGGACCCUUUAUGUCCUGUUGAUGAAGUUAGGUGCUGUUAUGAGCAUUAUUUGUGGCUAUAGAGUGUUUUUUUGGUUGAGGUUUGUUUAUGGCUCCUUAGACCGCUGUGUAUUGCUAUCCUGCUAUCGUUACUAAAGUUGGUUUAACUAGAGAAGCAAGCGGUCGGCAACAUUCAUCUCUCAAGCAGGUGUCUAACUCUGUGUUACGGUGUGUUUGACCCUAAAUUAAUUGUACGCCGGAAUAUCCCUUUACAGUGUAGAUAUGCAAAAAAGGUCCAUGGAGCAACUAGCCUGGCUUCUUCAGUAAUUAGGCACAUCUUUUCUUUUGUAAUGAAAGCUGAAAACUGUGGUAAUAAGAAAUGCAGCGUAUGUUUAAGUUUUUUUAACACGGUAAGUGAGGCUCAUAUUUGUGUUUGUUCAUUUGAAUCUAAAACAGCCAUAAACUUUCAUUUAAAUUAUUCACAUUUAUUGAUAAACAAGAUUUGUCACAGGCGUUAAAGUAGUAGUAAUGGUUUGAUACAUGGUAAGUCGACCUGAAGUGAUUCAUGAAGUUAGCAGCAUAAUUUUUGCUUCAAGAUUUCAUUUCUAGUUUCUCACACUGGUCUUUAUGAGUGCUUGUUAUAGCCCUGCCUCAACCCAGUGGGUGUGCAUGUGUCUCCCUGCGCGCGUGUGUGUGUGUGUGCAUGUGUGCAUGUGUGUGCGCGUGUUUGUUUGUUUGUGUGACACAGUGCUUUAAGGAAAGGCUGUCGCUGUCUGGAGAUCGACUGCUGGGAUGGGCCAGACAUGGAGCCUGUAGUCUACCAUGGUUACACCCUGACAACCAAGAUACUCUUUAAGGAUGUCAUCACCACUGUGGAGCAACAUGCCUUUGAGGUAACAGUGUACAGAUAUGACACACAGAUAUGUACAUGACAUAUGUUCAUGUAUAUCCUGAAGCGCGGCCCUUAGCUUCUCUUUCUGUUUUCACUACUGUCUCUGAAAUACUGCAGGAUUCACACUCAGCCGCAUUUGCUCUAAUUAAUAUAAUCUCUCAUAGUAAUACUCUGCUUGCUAGAUGUCUUUGAGGAAAUUCUCUGUGAUGUGUCUGGAUUAUUUAGAGCUCACAGAGGGAAGAAAAUCCAGGUUGACGCUAAUUGUAACAAAUAUGGGCUGAAUCAUCAUCUUUCACUGAUGUUAUUAUUAUUUCUUUAAAGGUGUCUGCCUACCCGGUAAUCCUGUCACUAGAGAACCAUUGUUCCCAGGAGCAGCAGGAGGUCAUGGCCCAGUACCUCAUCUCCAUCCUGGGGGACAAGCUGCUGAAAGCCCCCUUGGACCACCUAAUCAAUAGAGAUCUCCCGAGCCCAAAUGUAAGUCUCAAGGAAGAGUGAGCUGGGAUUUUAGAGGCAGAACCUGUGUUUGGUGUCAGAUCUGUUAGCGAUGAUCGUGACUGUUUGAGUAAAUCAUCAUCGUCUGCCUCAGCAAAGUUAAACUAGGAGAGAAAAAGACUCUCUCUGGCCUCAUUAGUCUUCCUCUGAGACUCGGUGUAUCUCUCACCUCCACUGCAGAAGACGGACGUGCCAGCCUCUUAAACCUCUCUGGGGUUCAAAGAGUCUAAUGUGAUGUGGUCGAUUCUGAGAAGUGUCCGUCUUUCCGAGCACACCGAGGCACUUGAGCUGAUUUUUCGAUUAGAUUAUCUUCUUUUAGGUGUGACUUCUCCUCUGAAAGUGUUUGCCUUACCCCAUGACUGUGUGGCUGGCCCUGAAAGACACCGCAACAAUCAUUCUGAUCUACUGAAUAUGAUGAGGAGGAUGAAGGUUUUUUUCUCUCUCUCUAUGUAGAUGAAUGUGCAGAGUUUCUCUGCUGCUUCUGCUUUGGGAGUCAGUGCAGAAGCAAGUAGUGAUUUAUCUCCAGAGGGUGCAUAUAAGAUUCUUCAUCUCCCAUCCUUUUUCAUCUUCAUAAGUUAGGAAGGGUUGGCUUAGUUAGGAGCCUCAGUGCUACUGGUUUUAUCUUCUUUGUGAAGCCCCUACAAUCAAGCAGCUUCAUGCACAAGUUACUAUCAAAUUAUGGAAGUGAAAUCCAAAUCUAAUUCUCACAGCUGUUUGUUCCUUUGUCUGACCGCUUAGAAUAAAGGUUUGCCAAUUCUUAAAAACUGCAAGAGGGAUUGAGAAUCCAAUUUUCCCCCUCUAUUAUGCUGUGUUAUUGUAGGAUUGGAAGUGAGCUACACUUAAUUAGCAAGUUAUUACUCUCUUUUACUCUAUUUCUAUCACAAACAAGACCAAAAGUCUCCUCAAGAACCCCCACAUGUCCUAAAUUACAUCAACACGAUAAAGGGCCUGUGUUUCAGCUGUGCAGACUGUGUUAUUUGGUGUAACUGUAGGGAAGAAUGAAUGAGUGCAGCUCUGAAGAGUAUAAUUUUCAGACUGUAUAGUCUCUUACAGCUUGUUAAUGUUGGCAGAACUGUAAUUAUUUUGCAUAUUUUGCCUCUGCUAAUGCUACGAUACUGACAGGGCGACUUCUCAUCAUGUGGCUUACUGUGGAGUCACAUCCAAGUUGAGAUCAUGAUGGUUUUUUUUCACUGCCUUAAACAUAUUGCUGCUCAUCUGCCUGAAGAGAAAUGAAGAGUAGAAACAGAGGGUGAGAUGUAGCAGCAGAUGUGUGACUUGACACCGCUUUUUCAAAUGAGUGAAGGCUUUUCUGGAGAGAUGUUGACAUGGAGAAACACUUUUAAAAUCACUGUUAACAAAUCAGACAGGUAUAGUUUUUUUCUUUUUUAUGUGUGCUCUAAGUUUGGAGCGAGAGGAAUCAAGUUUACUAGACCGGCGCAGCUGUGUGAUGGUUUUAUGAAUUCUAAAUCUGCUUUUUGUCAAAUGUAACCUCGUACUGAUUGUGUUUCUGUCUGGGUUGAAGGACCUGCAGUAUAAAAUCCUCAUCAAGAAUAAAAAGCUAAAGCAUAAAACAGAAGCAGCUGCAGGGACAGAGGCAGAGGAGAGUGUAGAUGAGGGUGAGGAGGAGGAGGAGGAUGAGGAGGAGGAGGAGGAGGACGCGUGCAAUCAAACCAAAGCAAGGUUCUGGUCUCCAAGAAAGGCAGGGUCAAAAGUGAAAGUAAGUCAGAUAGAAAAACAGCCACAUGUUCGCACGAGAAAAUCCUCCACAAAUAAGACAGAAGGGUGAAGUGUCAGUGUUUUUCUGCUACUUUUUCUCUCCCGAUGUAAUGAGUAGAAGAAGACGGUGGUGGUGGCCAAGGCUUUAUCUGACCUGGUCAUUUACACCGGGUCUGUAAAGUUCGUCAGCUUCUGUUACUCCAGGGACAAUCAAAACUACUACGAGAACACGUCCAUGGCAGAGAAGAAAGCACGCAAGCUAGCCAAAACUUCAGGUAUGGAGAAGACAAAGAGAGGCUUAGUUUUAAAGCUACAAAAGAUGUGUGUAAUUAAUUGCAAAUACCACAAAAUGUUAUAAUGGUGAGCCAGAGUAUUCACAGGAUUCGGAGUAGGCUGAUGGGAGAACUCUUGCAGGAAAGAAAAGCAACCAGGUUUUGUGCCAUAAACCUCCUUAAUGGCCAAGACACAGUAUAUUGAACAUGACAUGUACUUCACAAGGGAAUACUUUCAGGGAGUAGUACAGCUUAACAAUGCAGACCCAGUAAUGUGCCAAUUAUCACUUGGGGAGGGUAAAAGACACCACAGAGGCUGGAAACAAAUGAUAGUCGGUUAAAGUGUCACUUUGCCGCUGUGCUGCAGUAUGUCGGAGAAACCGAGAAAGCAGAGGGAGCAGAGAAAUGAAAUCUGCUCCAGCUGUGGAGGAGUGAGUGACACUCUGCAGAUACACAGCUACAUUACGAUCUGGUUGGCAGAAACUGUGAGCUGUCUGCAUAAUGCUGAGCUGUAAAAGACUUCAAUAGUUUCUUGUCAAGCCCUGCAGGGAUGCUACACAGCGUCAGUACAAUCACUCACAAGCGAAAAAGCCGCGAGUCACUUUUUGUCUACUCAGAAGUAGAUUUGUUACGCAGAACAAAUGGUUUCCAUCAAUGCUUUCAGACAGUCUCUUUUAAUGACGGUAAAUUGGUCAAAAAGAUCUGUUCUGAGACAACUGUGAUCAGUCACCGAGCCAUAAUGACCGAGUCUGUUUGUUUAAUCAGGAUACGAAGCAUUUGUUGUGUACCAAGGGCAUCUGCGAAGUCUGAAUCAGUAGAUUUUAUCAUCGAUGAUGAGUGUGUCGAGUAAUCUCUCUUGCAGGGGCAGAUUAUGUGAAGCACAACCAGAAGUUCCUCAGCAGGAUUUACCCAGCGGGCUCAAGGACAUCCUCAUCAAACUACAACCCUCAGGAGUUUUGGAACGUGGGCUCACAGCUCGGUGAGUUGCAGAGAACAAGUUCAGCCUGUCCAAACUGGUACAGAGACUUUGUGUGAAUGCAUAAAGUAAGCAGUAAAAGUGCCAAUCCACAUGCACAUGUUCCACACAUAUCUUCACUGAGACACUAAAGUUCACUUAACAACAAUGAUGACAUAUUGUUGAACCAUAGCCAAUAUGGCUGGGAGUCACUAGUGGCCCCAUGAUCUGAUGUUAUCACGAUAGAUUGGGCCUAGAUACAAUAUUAUUGUGAUUUUUAACAUUUUGGAAUACAGUAAUAUUGCGAUACAAUAUAUUGCGAUUUAUACAAUUUUUUCAACUGUUUAGCUAAUCUAGCAUUUGUCUUUUAUUUACGUUUGUCUUAUUUAAGGUAUUUUAUUCUCAUGUAGCACAUCUUGCAAACCUUAUAAUUGUUUUACUAACUUUCUCCUGCUCUAUGAUGUCACCUCUGCCAACGUCACUAAACAAUCAGUCGAUUUCAUUUUCCAAUUAUCAUAGAUUUGACUUUACGUUAGCAAUUAAUUCGAAAAAAUUUAUGCUUGGUAAGUGAGACGAUAAGAUAUAUCACCAGAGAAAAUAUCGCGAUACUAUGCUGUAUUGAAUUUUUCUCCCAUCCCGAGUAACCAAUUUAUAUUGCAGCAAAACAACACUAAUUGAUGGUAAAGACAUGAAUCCCAUCUUAUUCUAUCCUAUUAUCAUCCUAACCCUAACCAUAUUGCAUCAUAAUGUACUGUUUUGCCAUCGAUAAUAUCAUAUAUGGUAUUGUAUCUUAUAAAUUAAAAGAUUAAUCUGUCAACAGCUGUGUAUUUGUUUAUACACUUCCAUAGAUGAUUAAAAAUGAAUUAAAAACUUACAGGGUAUAUUAGUAAGUUGUUUGAUCCUUUGAUUCUAACUAAAUGUUUCUGUGAAGACUCUGGAGCAAUCUUGUAAACUGUAUUUCUAUUUUAGUUUAGGUUAAAACCGUAUAAAACUUCUUUAAAAAAGGAAGAGAGGAACAGGACUUCUUCUUUGAACUCUUUGUGACAAAAGGAUUCAAAAAGUUCUGCACACACUCAUAAAAACCACUAGAAUCCAUUUCACAGUUUUUUUACACACAGAGUAAUCCACCAGCAGUCUGAAGACCGAAGUUGUCUAACUUCAAAGAGAACAACCUGGAUGACUGUCCUGUCGAUUAGCAGAGUAAAAGAAACAUUUCAUCCCAGUCCACAGCCUGACUGCCUCAUCUGUUCUUUCCCCCCUGAGGGAAGUCCUCUCUGGGACCUUUUCAUGAGUUUUUUAAAACUGAAUUGCACUUUCAAAAAUGUGCUUUCUCCUCUACCUUACACCUUUUAUAUGGGCCACAACUACAUUUUUGUUGUGCGGUCAUUGUUCUCUGAAGUCAAGCAUGAGCAUUAAGUUACUUAAACCUGUGCUGCUUGUUGUGAAAUUUGAACAAAUUAUUUUUGAGAUGCUGUCAAACCAUGUGACAAAAUGAAACGAUCCAUUAACCCAAAGUUACAACCCUGAUCUAUCUGGUUCUAUCCGGCUCUGCUCGUCUUUACACAUCCGCUCUCAUCUGCCUCCAUUGUCACUAAGUCCUGCUAAAUACUGAGCAGGCUGACGUGGUGCCUCAGCAGCAGAUGUGCAGAUGGUGGGCAGCACAUAUGCAGGCAACCGCAGCACUGAGGAGCAGCCUGGAAGGAUCAAUUACAGCUAGAUGAGCCAGUGACAUUCGCUGAACAAGAGUGUGACAAAAGCAAGAAAGUGUUUGCAAUCUGCUGGGGAGGGUAAAAUUUAAAAUGCAUUUUUGCACAUUUAUCUGUGUAACAGCAGAGACACAAAUGUCUCCAGUUUAACCCUACAGACACCGAACUCUAACCUUAAAGCAGGGUUUUAUCUGCUGCUUUCUAAUCUCACAGUUGGUCCCAAAUGUUUAGCCCUUGACGACUCUAGAGACAUGGUGUACGCACAACACCGUAGAAAAAUCCCUUACAGAUGCUCUCCUUGCACAGUCUGUGAUUUUAAAUGUGCCCCUGAUGCAAUGUGCACUACUGUUGCAGAAACGUUUCAGGCCACUCUACUGCAGCAUGAAGAAGAGACCUGAAAACAGGAUGUGUGCAGCGAACAUGUCAUGCUGUUUUACAUCCUCACUUUUGUUCUUCUGCAGUAUUUGGGCUCUGCUGUGUGGUUCCUCUUUGACACUGUUACAAGAUUGUUUUGUUGGUGUGUUGCAGUGGCUCUCAAUUUCCAGUCAUUGGGCUUGGCCAUGGACCUUAAUGAUGGCCGUUUCCAGGACAACGGCGGCUGUGGGUAUGUCCUGAAGCCGGUGGUGCUUAUGUCCAGUCAGAAGAGCUUUGAUCCCACCUGCAGUCAGCAUGGCAUCAAACCUACACACCUGCUGCUGAAGGUACAGCCACAAAGCACUGAACGCUCAGUAAUCCACAGCAGCUGGAUUCGUGGAUUAUGGUCUAAUUCCACAAGGCUGCAUGUGUCUGUUAAAUGCACAUAAACAAGGGUCUCUGCCUCACAAUCAAGGGCUCAUAUAAUAGAGGCAAGCUCAGCCUUCAUUUGAAAUCCAGGGACACUGUGAACCAAUGAUGAUGUAAACUCCCUGAGAGGGUCUCUGUUUAAUUAGAUCAUCCCCUAAAGAAAGUUUACUAAAAGAAGGAGGGACAGGAUUGAUCUAAUACAAUGACACACUCAAUCCAAUUAAAAAAUAAUCUAUUUCCCAUUAUUUCUAGUAUGUUAGGGGCCAUAAUAGCUAACCUUUUAAUGGUGUAUAUGGAAGCAGUAUGACGGAAACGUAAUGAAGCACAAUAGAGAACAGUGACCUCAAUUAGCAUCUCUGUUGUGUGUCGGGGGGACAAAAGUUACACUCUAACUUUCUGGAGUUUAAUUACAGAGAAACAACAGUGUGGCAUGAGCGGUAAAGAAAUCUUCAGAGAUAUCUGAGACAAAGAAAAUACAUGGAGCUGCUUAAGAGAGUGCAGGGCUGUAGAGGAGGUUUAGUCAGUCUGUUUAGAGAUAAUAGAUCAGUCUAUUGAGGGGCUGGUUCACCUGAAUUACUGCAACUGACUUUUAAAGCUCCUGUAAAUAACUUUGAGUCUGUGUUGUUUUGGCAUCCCCUUCAUGUGGACAAAGCGUUACCUCUUAUCUAGUUUUGUCCUGUACACUUGUAAGCAGUGAUUUUGAAAACACUUUACUUGAUGCCUCUCUCUAUAAUGCAUUAUAAAUAUAUGUAUAAUGUGUUAUAAUCACGUUAACGCUAUAGUUAUAAACACUCAUAAAUGAUCAUAAUGCUUUAUAGCAAUAAUCAUUAUGUGUUAUAACUAUUAACAACUCAAUGACAAUGCCCACAUGGAUAAUGCACUGUACAUAUAUUUAUGAUGUGUUAUAAUUUGCUUAUAAACUUGUAUAUUAGAAACACUCAUUAAUUAUCAUAAGGCUUUAUAACAAUAAGCACAACACAUUAUGAUACUUGACCAUGUAAGUCAUGAUAAAAUGCUUUAUAAUGUGUUAUGAUUGUUGCUAUAAAGCAUUAUGAUCAUUUAUUAGUGUUUAUAACUACAGUUAUACAGUGCUAUAACAUGAUUAUAAUGCAUUUUACAUAUAUUUAUAAUGCGUUAUAGAGAUAGCAUCAAGUAAAGUGUUACUGUGAUUUUUGACAAAAAUCUCACCCUGCUUUCAUCACUGGGAACCCAAGUGCUUUAUUUACACACAUGCUCACAUUUUUAUUAAUUUAACUGUAUUUUACUUAAAUUUCUUGAAAACCUUAAUUUAUUUAAAAGAUCUUCAAAACAUCAGCUGAACUUGUUUAAUUCAAUGUGAACUUGGGUCAAGACCGUACUUUAUCUGAUUUCUACCCUGCAGCAGCAAUUUCAGACAUUAAUGUUUACAAUAUGAAACUUAUACAAUCUUAUUCCUUUUAUUUUUGUUGUUGUUUUUUGCUUUUGUGCACUCUAAAGAGACAUUGUUUUUAAUUUCAGACUACUACAUGACCAUUUAAAAAACCCUUACUAGAGCUUUAAGUAGUUGUAGUUUAAGUAGUUAUGUAUGUUUUCAACCUCUUCUGUGGGUCUUUCACUAUUUCAUCAUUUGACCCACCUUUGCAAGUGUGGCAGCUGAUUCGAAAGCAUCCUGCAACAGACUUCACAUCAUGCAAACUGUCAUUUUAGAGUACAGUCUUGCAAGCGGACAGUGAAUCUUUGCUUUGCUUUGUUGUUUUCUGACAGGAGAAUAAAGAAAAGGAAGUAGAUCUUUCUCAAACUGGUCCUCAUGAGGAUGUAUAGACUCUCACAAACUAAACUAAAGCACAUCAGACAAGGUCUCUAAUGGAGUAUGCACACACUCUGUACAUCUUCCUGCACAGCCAAUGAAAUAUAAAUGCGGUGUGCUCAGUUUUUGUCUAUGAGACCCCGGAAAAACUUUACCUUUAUUUAUUCACAUCAGCAUUCUGUAUUAUUUGAUCACUUCAAGGAAAACUCUGCGGUCUCUACUCCCAACUCAGUGGGGAUCAGAGUCAUGAGCAGCAGUCAGUGCUGUAACUGGGGUUGGGUCUGGGUUUUCAAUGGCAGAACAAUAAAUUAUUCAGAUGCUCAGGAAAACAAUAUUUCCCCUUGAGCUUUUUAUGAGACUUUUUUAGCAUAAAACUGUCAACCAUAAGAAAUGGUCCGUGUUUUAAUAGCAGAUCUUUAUGAAAUGAUGUCUCCAAACACUCAGGAGUGUUGACCACGGACUGCAUACAUGAACAUGAAGAAGGACUUUCUGCAGCUGUCUUUGGGAGGGUAAAGGGACUGUAAUUUUGGGCCGGACACCGUAGAGGUCCAUUGGUGCCAAGCAGGGCAUGUCUGAAUAAGUACAUGCAGGUUUGUCUUUGAUCAGAGUCAGGAGAGGAGAGGCUCAGUGUGAGAGGACUGCAGAUAAGCCUGCUUCUCUCUGGACCAGUGUGAUUAUACUCUGCUUUUCUUCUUUCUGCCUGUUUCCCCCUCUCCUCUGACAUCAACCCCAUCCUUAUAUACUCCGUUUGACCAUUCAUGCUUUAAUCCCUGUCUCUGUGUUUGACUACAGGUGAUCAGUGGGUCCAACCUACCUGUCCCCAAGAGUGGCAAAGCCCUGGACCCCUUUGUGAGAGUAGAAAUCCAUGGGACCCCUUCUGACUCAAAGAGGAAAAGCACACAAACUGUCAAAGGCAACUGUAAGUACAGCAAGACAAAUAAUGCUGGCAUUCUAACGUGCUUUAAGUUAAACACACCAUUUCUGUAAUCUUAGUUUAGCUCCUUAAAUUAAUUAGCACUAAAUACAAACUUCUGGUAGAGAUAAGUGGAGGAUGUUUCUGGGUUUUGCAGGUAUUAUUUGGUCAUUAAGAAAGUGUUCAGCAAGUUCAUUUGGUGUUUAUUUUUGCAGAAACUUCUGAGGAAUUUAGUAUGGUCCUUGCAAAGAGUUUUUAAAAUGAUAUCUUUGAAUUAUUCAAAUGAGAUUGGGUUAUGUGUCACUUGUAAUUGUAUCACUCAUAGUGGAGACUGAGAAACUGAGGGGACUGCAAUCUAGGCAACAAUUUUCUGCAGAGGGUGUCAAGUCUGCAAAGUAAUUUAGAGCAUUUUAAGAGACACUGACUCGAGCACUCGUCUAAAUUUGAGAGUAAACUCUAAAGAGAAGUUUUUGAUGCACUUUGCCAUCAGAAAGACUAUUUGCAGACACUACACAUGUAUGCCUACAGCGUGAUCAGCUACUCGGUUUUGUUAUGUACAAGUCACUGAUAUAUAUAUAUAUAUAUAUAUAUAUAUAUAUAUUUUUUUUUUAGGUUUGUGCCUCUCAGUUUUGCGACAUGUUAAGCACCAAAUGCAUGAGAUUAUCUGUCAAACAAUAAUAUGUGUGGCGUCUAUCUCACCUCUGUCUCAACCUUAAACUGUGUAGUUUAGCAAAGUUCACAUGUUUUGUGGACCAGGGGUUUUGCCAUAAAUGAGGGUGUUUUAUUGGUCUGGACAGAGCUGGCCCGAGGCAUAAGCUAACCAAGCAUCUGCUUAGGGCCCUGCAGCCAGUAGGGGGCCCCAAGAGCAAUCAAAAAAAUAAUAAUUAUUAAAUAUUUUUAAUUUUUUGCAUGUAUGAGUGAUGCUUUCUGCAUGAUCAAAUAUAUAUUAUUGUAAAAAUAAAAUAACCUAAAAACAUUUUAGUGCUGCUGCUGAUGUAGGCCUAUGAUUCUUACUGCCGAUAUGUCAAAGCUCCACCACUGUUAUAAGGCAUGUGCACUGAGCAUCCUGAAUGUGUUACAUUUUGAGAUUAAUCACCAUAUAUGGCAGCCUGAGCAUUAUUCAUCAGUCAUUCAUUGUUAUCAUUUGUAUGGUUGCAUUGGUAUUAUUCAUGUUAUUACCUAGGCCACCCCCUUAAAGACAUGUCAGGUGUAUUAAAUUCAUACUGUAGUAGGUGUUUGAAUGAUCAACAAUCAAUAUUAUUGGCAAAAAUAGAGGGCCCAAAAAUCAAAUUUUGCUUAACAAUAGUUAUGCAUGUAGACCUGAAGGACAAGACCAGCAUAAAGAUGAGGCAUACUACUUUGUCCACAGGGGGCGCCAAACCCUUGAAAUCUUUCUGGAGUUUUGAAUCCUAAAUUUAAUCUAUUCUAAAGUUUUAAAAAAUAUAGAAAUCAAAUAAUCAAUUCAACAUCCAAACUAAGUUUUAUGCCUGUUCAUCCAUUCUGGGUGGAAUUAGUUGGGUGACUGACUGACAGGUUGACGUUAACAUCAUAUCUCCUUUUUUCCUCUAACAACACUCACAGAUACAAAUUUAAUUGACGUCUGGAAGCAUUCCUUGUUACUGCAUACUGGCCUGAACAGCUGUGAACCUUCAAGUGAAAAUGUGAAAACCACCUAAAAUGUGACAGAGAAUUACAGUUCUCUAUGACAGCAGCAUGUCAUGGUUUCAGAUGUUUUUUUCCCCUUUUAAAUCCAUUUCUCAGUAAGCUGCUGUUCGGCUUCUGAGGAGAAAUGUGCUGAUGAGUUUCCUCAAAAUGUAGAAGUGGAUUUCCUUUGAAGAGGGGUCUGUCAUGCACCAAAGCUAUGACUGGAAACGUGGAGCUGACAGUCAAACUGAGCUUCAAUGAAGUGUGGUCCUGAGCACCACUUUGAUUGUUCUUUUGUUAUUCAAAUCACAGUAAUAUUUAACCAUCAGCAUAGCCACUAUUGUCUUAACAAUGAAUUUGAAAGUAUGAGUCUUUAAUUUGCUACAAGCAAUACACUUAGAGUGUGAAGGCUAAUCCCACAGCUGUCAAGAUUACUCACAGUUUAGCAGGUGCUCACCACAGGAUAUACACUGAAGUCUGGUGCAUUUCAGGAGUAGAUUUGGUCUUUAAAAAUGCAAACAGGACGACGAAUCUCAUAUCAGAGGGAACUGAUGGGAUGCAGCGCUGGAUUGCAGUAGCAGAGCUGAGACUGAAGGGGAGAGAAGGAGAGAUAGCACGAGUCCUGGAGGGCAGAGCACUUAUGCAUGGGCAUAAAUCAUAAAAUCGUUUCUCACUAUGAAACAGAUAAGGUCACUUGAGAAUACAAAUGGAUGUGCAUUUAAAUUAAAACUUGGACCGGGCAGAGGAGCUGUGGAAAAACUGUUUUGAAUCAGAGAAUGAUGGUGAUGAGCAGCAGCAGCAGAGAUGACUGAAUCACACCGUCAACACGAUUCCAAAAAAAUCUGUAAUUUGAUUUAUUUCUUAACAGACAGGAAUGUCUUUUGUCAGUCUGUUACAUGUCAGCAUGUUAUCAUUGUCAUUGGGAACAGGAUACUCUUGUUUCAUACAAGCUGAGUAAGUGAGUUAGUUAUUUAGAGCAGAUUCUCAUGUUUAGUCUUCUAUAACUCUCUGCCCUUGUCCUUUCUGCCCUCUGCAGAGAGGGUCCACUGUCUUUAGACCACCGUGUUUAAAGCUCCUGUGAGGAUUUAUUUUUACCUUUAUGAAAUGCACAGAUAGCUAUAUUAAUACUCUUUUCUUUAAGCAAAAGCAAACAAAACCAUGAGCAACAUGUACAGUCUUUAUUAUCUUUAUUUUUAAUGCCUGGAACUGCUGCAAGGGGGUAGGUGUCAUCCAAGCAUCUGAAGAAACAGCCCAGCUUUUACAACAUACACUAAAAAUGUUCACAUGAAAGGAUUUACUAGCAUGUGGGGGACAAGUAAGCACAGUCUGUUUUGUCCACAGGGGGUGCCAAAAUGAACACAGACUGAAAGUUCCUCACAGGAGCUUUAAGAGACAAAACAUGAAAGCCUUACAGUUUUAUCUCACUCUUGUCCAACCAAAUUUUCUUCAGACUUACGUUACAUCAAGUUACAUUAACAAAUGUAUAAAGAGUGAUUUUGUUAUAGUCCAAGUAAGGAACAUGUGUUUGUGUCCAUUUUGGCGCCCCCCAGUGGAUACAGUGAUUUGUUUUAUCUUUUUGUAGGUCCUGUAUGUGUAUAAUGAGUGAUUUCUGAUGUGUGUUACCAACUGAUUUAUUGUGGAAAAUGUAAAAAAAGCAGUUUUUGUUAGUCAUCUAAUCUGACACCCACCCCCUCACAGCGGUUACAGGCAUCAGAAACUGCAAUACGGGGAAUGUCAUCUUGCUGUGGAUGGUUUCAUUUGUUUUUGUAGGUCACGAAAAGCCUCGCUCUUAAUUUAAGUGUGUUUCAUAACCAGUCAAAAACUCAUCACAGGAGCUUUAAUAUUUCACAUUAUAACAUUUUCAGUCACUUAGGGGAGCAGAGACAAGCUGCGAACACGACACCAACACUUUCUCCCUUGAUAAAGUUGUUUACACCUAGUUUUUAUUAAAGCAUGGCUGAGUACAGAAAUCUGCCCUCUUAAUCUAGUUUAAAUCACAUUUUUUAUCUCAAACAGUGAAAGUUUGUUGAUCAUUGAAUGUUAAUUUUUUUCUGAUUACCAUUAAAGCUCUGAGUCCUUACUGGGAUUCGGACAUGAACUUCACAAUCGCCGUUCCGGAGCUCUGCCUCAUCCGCUUCUGUGUCCGAGACCAGACUGGCCUCCUCAGCAGUGAAUUUGUGGGUCAGUACACUCUGCCCUUCACCAGCUUGAAGAAAGGUGAGCUGCACAGACAGAAAGAUAGAGGGGGGGGGGCAAAUGGAGAACCAAAUUACAUCAGGUGACAUUGUGUGACCAUCAUUGUAUUUCCUUUCCGUGUCAGCAUUAUUGAAGGUUGUUCUCUCUCGCUGUGCUUCAGUGUUUUACCCUGAGAAUCCUCCUUUUACACGUCUUGGUGGUGUUCACAUUUUUAGCUGCUUUACAUGCGUACAUCCCUUCUCAUGUCCUUUUUCUUUUUCCACCUCCAGGCUACCGCUGGGUGCCUCUCCGGUCCCGAGACGGAUGCAGCCUGGAUCCAGCCUCCCUUUUUGUCUUUGUUUGGUGUUCCUAA